AACUUUUUUUUACUGUUCAUUAGCUCUGGAAAAAUCUACUUUUACAAUAUCAGCGUGCAUUAUGGGAUGCCACUCUUUACAAGCACAUCUGUGUAUUGUAAGCUUUAUUGGAAGUAACGCAGCAUUAUUACUUCCACUGUGUAAGAAUCAUCCACUUCCACUGUGCUCCCCUGACACUACAUCAAGUGACCACAUCACAGCCAUAAUAGCCUUUUUAUAGCCUUUUAACAUAUUUCAUUGCUCUUUUUUUUACACAUUGACAAUAUCGUCGUUAUUAUUUAAUGCAUUGAUUAUGGGAUGUUGUUUGCUGGCAACGUUUAUCCAGAAAAACAUGUACUGUACCUCCAUAUCCAUUCCUUAGUUGUUUUUCAGACACAGAUAAUGCUUUGUAUGGGGAAGCAAUGUUAUGGCUUAUUGUACGUUAACAUGGGCUAACCCACACAGAUUUCUUGUGUGUUAAAGUAGAUUUUUACCACAUUCAUUGUGUCGUAAACUAACGCAUAUUUACGUUUUCACAUUGUCGCUGCCCGACAAAAACAUUCCUCAUUUGGUUUUAUGGCGAGAUUUCACAGAUUUCAAAUGCUAAAUUGAGAGAUAUAUUCUCUUUGUCAAUAGAUUUAUUGCUGGGUUUAUCGUAAGGUAAUGCAUUACCUUACGAGUUAAAGUUAAGCAUAGUUAUUGUAAAGUUAUUGUAACAUGGACUUAUCGUUUGUUGACAGAGUUGUUGGUAAAUGAGCAUACUGUAGAUGUUAAUGUCAUAAUUUAUCAUUAUUUAUGUAGGGUCUGAUGAAAUCCGUUUUAUUUUUUUAAUUUAUUGAUGCAGUACAUCAUUGGGCAAUUUUUGCCCACUAACCUUUCUAACUUCAUUGUUACAAAAUCUCCAACCAACAAUUAUAUCCGUGCUUGUGGGUAAAGAUGGCGUAGCUGCAGAUGCAUUAUGUUAUCUUUAUUAAUGUAAGCAAUUUUUAACUAAAAAAAUUUUUUUUCAACAUUUUUAUUUUUUAUCAUUAAUUUGGUUCAUUAAUCAUUUGAUGUUUUAAUCUUAUUUUAUUACCAGGAUAUGCACCGCUUUUAUUUUGAAGGCCAGCAGCAUGAUGUGUGUUGUGUCUUGACUGUUGCCCAGUGGAUAAGUGAGUUAGCUCUAUGAGUGCCUCUGGAGACGUGGCUGUUGCACCAACGCUGAAGUCAGCUGAUGUGUCCGGUUUCUGCCUGGACAUGUUUACCUCAGGAGGGGGCUCAUUAGCGUUUGUCAGGACAUUCCACUCUGAACGAGCGUUCCGGUGGGGACAUACUUCCUUCUCGCCGUUACAGCAUUUCAUUCACACUGUCAAUUUCCCCAAAUUCCAAAGUAGAUUCAGUUAUUAGCCAAUUUCAUGAUUCCAUCUGCGAUUCUGUUAACACAGAAUUGAUAGGGAAAUAGAUCCAUCAGAAAUUACCUUAAAUUCAUUGUUCAUCUAUUGCUUCUCCAGCCUGGAAGAGUCCAUUGUGUGUAUUAAAAAGUCUAGUUUGUCUUGCACUGCGUUUAAAGUGAUGGCAGGACUCAUCAGCAGGUUUUUAACAGCGCAGAAGGAUCGCAUUCUGCUGUGUUUUUGUUUUUUUUUGUUGGCGUUGGACGAUUGACUGAUGUCCACCCAACAGCUAGUGUGGAAACUCCAAAAAAAAGCCUCAAAGUGGAUGCAAGCCUCGCAUAUUUCCAGGCUUCAUGCCCGUCUACACACACACACACACACACACUGGCAGUGUACUGUAUUUCAUGAUGUCGCUUAAAGUGCCAGAUCUCCUAUGGUUAACUUCAUAAUUGGCCUCGUACUUGAUUUUUCUUGAUUGGGCCUUGUGUUUGUUGUUAAAAUAAUAUGUUUGGCGUACACACGCGCACACACACACACACACCGAAAUGUUUACCGUGCACUUAGUCACGCUCCCAGAUCUCCGAUUUUAUCUCGCCAUGCCAAACCCGACUUCUGAUCUUUAAAAGUUUCCAUUUGAAAGACCAGCACCAAAGCACUGAACAGUUACGCACAGUUGUUUUGAAUGAGAUGGGAGAAUGUAGCUAGCGUUUAUUUAUUGUACAUUUAUGUAUCAUUCAUGAAGGUAUUUUAAGUUAACAUGGUUUAUUCUAUGUUAGCAUGACUUUAUUGUACGUGAACACUGUUUUAUCACAAAACAAAACAUUGCUCUAAUUAUAGUUUGCUCUAAUUAUAACAUUGCUCCCCAAGGUGUUCCCCAAGGUUCGGUGCUUGGUCCUCUCCUCUUCAUCCUCUACAUCCUCCCACUUGGCAAAAUCAUUCGUCGUCACGGCCUCAAUUUCCACAGCUACGCUGAUGAUAUUCAGCUUUACAUCUCCACCACCUCCAUCAACUCCAACAUCUACUCCACCCUCACCAAUUGCUGACAUCAACUGACAUCAAAACCUGGAUGGAACACAAUUUCCUCAAACUUAACAGUGACAAAACAGAUAUUAUCAUAAUUAAAAAAAUAAAUAAAUAAAAAUUAAUAAAAAAAAAGAUAUUAAUUAUAUUAGUAAGGCAGGAAGUGAACAAAUGUAACAGUUACUGAUUGUAAAAGUACCAGAUGGAGGGGUAGGAUUUAAUAAGCUUUGCUUCUUCCUACUCCUUUUGGACAUGUGGAACUGGGAACUGAUUAUGGGAUGCACUCAAUUGUAAUCUGGUGCAUGUUCAAAUGAAAUAAAACCAUUACCAUCAUCAUUGGUCCCAAAAACAUCAAAAUAUCAACCCAUAACUUCUGUCUCAAACUUGACAGCACCACCCUCAUUCCAUCACCGCUCAUCCGCAACCUCGGCAUCCUCCUGGACCCCACCCUUUCUUUUGAACCCCACGUCAAACAAUUAACCCGGACAGCAUUUUUUCCAUCUUAAGAACAUAGCCCGACUCCGUCCAUCACUUUCACUCUCUGCCGCUGAAUCCAUGCAUUUAUCACAUCCAGAAUCAACUACUGCAACAGUAUUCUUUACGGUACAACAUCCAAAACCCUCAACAAACUACAAUACAUUCAGAACUGAGCUCCACCCGCUCCCCGGUCCUUAAAAACCUCCACUGGCUUCCCGUCCCCCAACGCAAUCAUUUCAAAGUCCUUCUCAUCACCUACAAAUCCCUCCACAAUCUGACCCCUCCAUACCUCACAGACCUCCUUCAUCCACACAAUCCCCCGCGUCCCCUUCGCUCCUCAUACUCCAACAUUCCCCUGUAUUCCCCUGUAAGACCAAGCUCCGAACCUGGGGAUACAGAACCAUUCACCCCAUUCAUUCCGGGCUUGUCCUUCCCACCUUUAGCCUUGUUUUAGCUCUGAAUGAAUGUUUAGAUAUUGUAUUUUAAUGCAUCGUUUACUCUGUUUUUACUCAACUUUUUUUUCUUUACUUUAAAGCGUUUUUGAGUACUCUGAAAAGCGCUAUACAAAUAAAAGGUAUUAUUAUUAUUAUUAUUAUUAUUAUUAUUGAAAGGUAACACAGGCUUGUCAUAGGUUUACGUGGCUGUAUGGUACGUUAUCAUAUGUUACCACAUUUAUCACAAUCACUUUCUAUGGCCAUGUGGAACACUGAUGUGGAUUUAGCAUAAGUUAACGUUGAUAGCGCAAGUUGACAAAUGUAGUACUUCCAUUGUCAUUUAGCAUGGAUUUGUUGUAAGCUAAAAUAAAUUAUCUUGGGUUUUGACAUGGAUAUGUUGCGUGUCAACAUAGAUUUAUCAUAGGUUACCAAGUUAACAUGAAACUAAUGGAUGUUAACACGUCUUUAUUGUACAUUAACACAGCUUUAGCGCACGUCAACAUACAGUAAGUUUACGUGGAUGAAUCAAUGUCAUGAGUUGACAUGGCUUCAUCAGAAGUUUACAUGGAUGUAUCGUACCUUGGCAUGGCUUUGGCGUAAAUUAACGGUGAUUUAAUGUGGGUAGACUCCAUUGAAAUUGUAAGUUAACAAUCAUUUAACAAUAAUUGGUUGUAAGCUAAUAUGAUAUUGUUGUUGGUUUAUCAUACAUCAACAAAAGUGUAUCGCAGGUUACCAGAUUUAGCGGCCAUUAAGCAAGUUCACAAAUGUAUGGAUUUGUUGUAAGCAAACAUAAGAUUAUCUUUAGCUUGAUAUGGCUUUAUUGUAUAUGUCAUGACAGAUUUUGACAGAUUUUCUGGGAGAAAACACGACGUCUGCUGGUUGCAGGCACGUACUGCACUCCUGUUUCUUGCUUAAAGACACGAUUAAUCAACAAUCAAUUCCACACAAUUGAUUCAACGUGAAAAUAAUAAUUAAAGCCAUUUAUUUAUGUCAACUCUCAUGCUAAAGUGCCUACUGGGCUACCUUUUGUUGUUAUUGUGUGUUUGUUUGUAACAAUAAAGCACAUUAAGUGCUUUCUGCAAGCUGCACCUACUUAGGAUUUAUGGAGAUUUAUGUUUCCUGGACGGACUCGCUGCACUUUCAUUCCCGAAAUAGGAGCCAUAAGAGGCCUCACACCCUCCUUCCAGGUGGUCCAGGCUGUUCCCAGCACGGCUAUGAUGGGACCCCAGGAGGCAGACCUGCAUGAGCAUCACGGAGGAGGCGCGCUGGAGGAUGGGGAUGAGGACGAGGAGGGUGGGGACAGGGUGCAUGUGUCCAUGGACGGAGAGGAAGGGAGGGAGGAGGAAGAGGAAAAUGGCAAGGACGAGGAGGAGGAGCUGCCGUAUCCGUCUCUUGCUCCUGUGGUUCUUUUAGCGCUCACCCAAACCAGCCCACCCAGAUCCUGGUGCCUACGAGUCGUCUGCCACCCAUGGUUUGAGCGCGUGAGCAUCCUGGCCAUCCUCCUCAACUGUGUGACUCUGGGAAUGUUCCAACCCUGUGACGACACACACUUCUUGCUGCAGGCGCUGGAUGAUGGCAUCUUUGUGUUCUUCGCCGGGGAAAUGCUGGUCAAGAUGGUGGCUCUGGGGGUCAUAGGUCAGAAAGGUUACCUAGGAGACACGUGGAACCGACUGGACUUUUUCAUUGUUAUCGUGGGGAUGUUGGAGUACUCUUUGGACGGACACAACAUUAGCCUGUCUGCCAUUCGCACUGUUCGAGUUCUCCGCCCGCUGAGGGCCAUCAACAGAGUUCCCAGCAUGCGCAUCCUGGUGACCCUCCUCCUGGACACCCUCCCCAUGUUGGGGAACGUGCUGGCGCUCUGCUUCUUCGUCUUCUUCAUCUUUGGCAUCGUUGGUGUGCAGCUGUGGGCGGGGCUGUUGAGGAACCGCUGCUUCAUGGGGGAGGACGUCAAGACGAGAUACAACGUCUCCUUCCUGAGUGUUUACUACCGCCCGGGCGGCACAGACGACCACCCUUUCAUCUGCUCUACCGAGAGAGACAACGGCAUGCUCCGCUGCUCCGACGUGCCCCGCCGGCGGGUUGGCGGGACUUCCUGCUUCCUGGGUGCCGAGGAGGGGCGGCAGGAGAGGGCGCCGGGGGCAGAAAACGGGGUGUCGUGUGUAAACUGGUACCAGUACUACAACGAGUGUCGUGCUGGGGAGACCAACCCUCACAAAGGAGCCAUUAACUUUGAUAACAUUGGAUAUGCAUGGAUUGCCAUUUUUCAGGUAAUUACUCUGGAAGGCUGGGUAGACAUCAUGUAUUACGUAAUGGAUGCUCACUCUUUCUACAACUUUAUCUACUUCAUCUUCCUCAUUAUAGUGGGAUCCUUCUUCAUGAUCAACCUGUGCCUGGUUGUCAUAGCAACCCAGUUUUCCGAGACCAAACAACGGGAGCACGCCUUAAUGAAAUCAGAGCAGCGCGCCCGCCAGCUCCACCAAUCGGCUUCCACGCUGGCCAGUGACAGCCAACCGGGCAGCUGCUACGAGGAAAUGAUCCGCUACAUGGCCCAUUUGGGCCGCAAGGCAUGGCGACGCCUGUCCCGCUUCCUGGCCCGCGCCACCAUAUGCCUGCGCUGCACGGGUAUGCUCCGACAGGACCGGGGCAUCAGCCCCAGAGGGGGCGCAGUUGGGGAGAUGAACGGGCUGGCCCAUCGGCAUUCGGGUCACAUCCCUGGCGACAUGUCAAACCUUCAUCAGCUUUACCGCCAGCGCCUCCCGCUACCACCGGAGCGUGGGCUCAGUAGCGGAGGGAAUGGAUUUAAUUACCCAGUCAUCUCGCCCCUCCUCAGUCACCUGGAUGCAAAAAGUCAGGAUCAUAAGAGGCCGGUUGCCAUGGAUGCCAUCAACAGGCUGCCACAGCUGGUGCUGGAACACGGUGGAUGUGUCGCCCAUCCGGCGCUACCGUUGCCAGGCGAGGUGCCCAUGGAGUCCUCGGCAGCGUGUCCAUACUGCAUCUACUACAACCAACGGUGUGACCCCGAAAUUGUCAAUGAGGGGCCCGAUGAUCGUCAGCACGGUCACAGCAGCCCACUGGCCUGCAAGAGCUCGGAGUCUUGCGGCAGUAGCAGCCCCCACCUCGGCGAGAGGCUCGUGGCUCCCACCGGGGGUAGAAGGCGGCUGUGUGAGCGUUGCUGGGUCGAACUCAGGACCAAACUCGAGCUGAUUGUGGGCAGCCGAUACUUCAACCGGGGGAUCAUGAUUGCUAUUCUUAUCAACACGCUGUCCAUGGGCAUUGAGUAUCAUGAACAGCCGCAGGAGCUGACUGAUAUUUUGGAGAUCAGCAACAUGGUUUUCACCAGCCUCUUCAGUCUGGAGAUGCUCCUUAAAGUCCUCGCCCUUGGGCUCUUUGGGUACAUCAAAAACCCUUACAACGGAUUUGACAGCAUCAUUGUCAUCAUCAGUGUGUGGGAAAUUGUGGGCGAGGCAGAGGGCGGCCUGUCCGUGCUGCGGACCUUCCGUCUGCUGAGGGUUUUGAAGCUGGUUCGCUUCCUGCCGGCCUUGAGGAGACAGCUGGUGGUGCUGAUGAAGACCAUGGACAACGUGGCCACGUUCUGCAUGCUGCUCAUGCUCUUUAUUUUUAUUUUCAGUAUCUUGGGGAUGCAUCUGUUUGGAUGUAAAUUUGGUCUCCGGCAAGACAGCGGCGACACCUUCCCGGACAGAAAGAACUUUGACUCCCUGCUUUGGGCUACAGUCACCGUCUUCCAGAUCCUCACCCAGGAGGACUGGAACGCCGUCCUGUACAACGGCAUGGCGUCCACCACGCCAUUGGCUGCACUCUACUUCGUGGCCCUCAUGACCUUUGGAAACUACGUCCUCUUCAACCUGCUAGUGGCCAUUUUGGUCGAGGGCUUUCAGGCGGAAGGUGACGCCAACAGAUCAGAAACAGACGACGAAAGGCAGUCGCUGUCUUACGAGGAUGAGGAGAAGCUGAGGGAGAUGUACACCGCAGAGCUGAAGAUCCAGGCCAUGAUCCGUAGCCCCAAUGGUCUCCUCAACCCGAAAGCCUCCAUGCCUCCUCCCCUGUCCCUCCCCGUCAUCACGCACACUGCAGCCACGCCCACCAUGAUGUCCAGUCAAUUGCAACGUGCCGGUGCUGCCUCCAUGGAUGUAAACAGCCUGGAGCAACAGAGGUCGCCGCCCCCACUGGACAGCAGGCCAGAGAGCCGCCGCUCCAGCUGGGCCAGCAUCAGCCGAGCCCCCAGUCUGCACAGGAAGAGCCAGUCGGGAGAGAUGGAGUCCCUGCUGUCCGACACCCACACAGGCUCCAGGGAACAGUCUAUGGACCAACAGGACUACCUGCAGGUCCCAAUGCUGCACACACCUGACUGCAACGGUACCACCUACCACCUGCCUGACCAUGACAACUAUGAUGCUCCCCACACGUCACACCACAGUCACCAGGAGGAGGAGGAACUUGAAGAGAGUUUGUAUCAAAAGCUGUACAAGAUGCUAGAGCCCUACGAGCCUCAGUGGUGCCUGGAACACGAAGAGUGGUCCCUUUAUGUGUUCGCUCCACACAACCGCUUCAGGCUGUGGUGUCAGAAGACCAUCAGCCACAAGAUGUUUGACCACAUCAUCCUCCUCUUCAUCUUCCUCAACUGCAUCACCAUCGCCCUGGAGAGGCCUGACAUCCAGCCGCACAGCAUGGAGCGAGUGUUCCUCAGCGUAUCCAAUUACAUCUUCACUGUGAUCUUUGUGGGAGAAAUGAUGAUCAAGGUGGUAGCAAUGGGCUUCUACUUUGGAAAGGGCGUGUACCUGCAGAGUAGCUGGAACAUCCUGGAUGGGCUGCUGGUGUUUGUGUCGCUAGUGGACAUCCUGGUCUCGGUGGCGUCGUCGGGUGGAAAUCGCAUCCUGGGCAUCCUGCGUGUGCUGCGUCUACUACGCACCCUGCGACCGCUCAGGGUGAUAAGUCGGGCCCCAGGUCUGAAGCUGGUGGUGGAGACUUUAAUUACGUCCCUCAGGCCCAUUGGGAACAUUGUCCUCAUCUGCUGCGCUUUUUUUAUUGUCUUUGGAAUUCUGGGAGUCCAGCUAUUCAAAGGGAAGUUUUUCUACUGCGAAGGCUUCAACGUGACAAACAUCACCAACAAAACUCAGUGUUGGGAUGCAGGAUACCGCUGGCUUCGACGGAAGUACAACUUUGACAACCUGGGACAGGCGCUGAUGUCUCUCUUUGUGCUGUCGUGUAAAGACGGCUGGGUCAGCAUCAUGUAUGACGGCCUGGAUGCAGUGGGCGUGGACCAACAGCCAAUCAGGAACAACAACCCCUGGAUGCUGCUCUUCUUCAUCUCUUUCCUCCUCAUCGUCAGCUUCUUUGUGCUGAACAUGUUCGUGGGCGUGGUGGUGGAGAACUUCCACAAGUGUCGCCAGCAGCAGGAGGAGGAGGAGGCCCGGCUGAGGGAGGAGAAGCGGCAGAGGCGGCUGGAGAAGAGGAGGAGGAAGGCCCUGGAGAAACCGUACUAUGCCGACUACUCGCCGCUGCGUCGAUCUAUCCACAACGUGUGCACCAGCCAUUACCUGGACCUCUUCAUCACCAUUAUCAUCUUCACCAACCUCCUCACCAUGAGCAUGGAGCACUACAACCAGCCUCAGUACCUGGUGGAUAUCCUCAAGUACUGCAAUUAUGUCUUCACUGUGGUUUUUGUCAUCGAGGCCAUCCUGAAGCUGAUCGCCUUCGGCCUUCGCCGCUUUUUCAAAGAGAGGUGGAACCAGUUGGACCUUGCCAUCGUGCUGCUGUCCAUCAUGGGGAUCACGCUGGAGGAAAUCGACCUAAACGCCUCGCUGCCCAUCAACCCCACCAUCAUCCGCAUCAUGAGAGUGCUGAGGAUUACGCGAGUGCUGAAGCUGCUGAAGAUGGCCACAGGGAUGAGAGCACUGCUGGACACCGUCAUGCAAGCGUUGCCUCAGGUGGGGAAUCUGGGUCUGCUCUUCAUGUUGCUGUUCUUCAUCUAUGCAGCUCUGGGAGUUGAGCUCUUUGGAAAACUGGAGUGUUCUGAGGAGAACCCAUGUGAGGGCCUCAGCCGGCACGCCACCUUCGACAACUUUGGCAUGGCGUUCCUCACGCUCUUCCGUGUGUCGACAGGGGAUAACUGGAACGGGAUCAUGAAGGACACGCUGCGGGAGUGCCGCCCCAAGGACCGCCACUGCCUCACCUACCUGCCGCUGAUCUCACCCGUCUAUUUUGUCACCUUCGUUCUGACGGCUCAGUUCGUCCUGGUCAACGUGGUGGUGGCCGUCCUCAUGAAGCACCUGGAGGAGAGCAACAAGGAGGCGCAGCUGGAGGAGAUGGAGGAGAGAAGGGAGCGUGAGGAGGCCAACAGGAGGAACAGCACGGUGUCGGCGAGCGGAGAUGCCGCAAACAACGGGGAUGCACCUGCCCAUGUGCAGGUUGAGGGUGAGGACCAUUGCCGUGGAAACUUGCUGAGCUUUGGACGCAUGCUGUCUCUUCCCAGCGAAAGCUACGGUCAGCCCCCCAGAUGUCCUCCGUAUCCUCCGGUUGGCAUGGAAGGAUACACAGCGUACAGCUACUCAGGCUCCAUGUCCUCACUGGGUUCCAGCGGGGGCGGCUCCCUCCUCCAGGUACCAGGAGCUCUGCCUGCCAUCAGCCACGCCUCCUUGGGAUCGGGACGCAGCACCCGGCCGAUGAUCCGCCUCAGCAGCUCCCAGAGCAUGGACAGGUACGCCCCCUACCGAGCCGGUCCAUCAGACAGUGGGGACGCAUGCAGGCUGAGCCCGGCUCACGGCGCGAACAGACAAAGACUCAAUUCGGCUCACAGCAUCGACGGAUGCAAGUUCAACCCUGCCCGAGCCAUGGACAGACACAGGCUGAGCUCGCCCCACAGCAUGGACGGGUACAAUGCAGAUGUGGAGCUCGGCGCUGAGAGAUCCAAGCUGGUGUCCAGCUACAGCAUAGACAGACAUCCGUCCCUCAGGCUGAGUCCUCUACACAGAGCCAGCAGGGGGCCCUCUCACUGGCUCAGCCCAGAGGAGAGUCUGGACCGGAACAAGCUGAGUCCCUCCUAUGUCCCAGAGAGUUCUGUCCUCAAGAGGCCAGCAUCAUUCCGCACUGCUAGCAGACAGCUGCGGAGACAGGAAGCCGUGCGCUGUGAUUCUUUGGACCAGAGCGGCUCAGCUGACAACAUGACGGAUGGCCACCUACCCAUGCCCGCCCCCUCCCACACCCCGCCGCGUCAGCGGUCGUCCAGCGUACACACGUUGAAAUUCACUCAACCCCAGAGGGUCAUCUCCUGCAAGAGCCACAGUCAGGGUCAUGGUGACACCCGAACGGGACCAGACUCAGAAGCGAAUGUUGUGGAGAAGCGGCCCAUUAGCCCACAGGGCAUCAGUGGGGACUCCCCCUCGCCGGCUGGGCUCUGCCCUGCCCCCAGGUCAGACGCGGGUCCCCAGUUGGACGACAUGGACGAGGAGGUCCGCAGCAUUAACACGUCCGCUCACACGCAACUUUCCCCCUCCUCACACAAAAGCAGACACCUCAGCCAAUCCGUGUCCCCUGUGUCGGGCAGGAACAGGAAGGAGAGAAUGAGCCCGCCACCGGGUGAGGAGCCUCUAACCAUGGUGACCCAGCUCAUGGACAGCAGCGUCGAACUCAGGAGGCGAACGUUGUCGUUUGACGCCACGACUCUUCCUCCCAAUCAGACUGAGUCGGGCUCUGUGGACGACUGAAGACAUUCUGAGUCAAGAACACUUGAAGGGCCUGAAUUGUUCCGGUUUCAGGCCACACCCACCUACCUUGUCCUGUCCUAUCACAGGCCGUGUGUAUGACUUGAAUAUGUUGAAACCACUUCAAGACCAAGACCAUUCUUGGAUGAGGGUAAACUCUUUUCUCCCAGUGCAGGUUUUUGCACACCGGAUGCACAAAUAAACCUUCCCAGAGUUUAGAGACAAAGUUACUUCAAAGUUAUGACAAAGUCACUAGUACUUCUUGCUAGAUUUGCUCGCCACGGCCUUCGUUGUUUUCCCGCUGCACCAUUCUGAGAGUUGUCGUUCUUAGUUUUCAUGCAAUUGUAAAAAGAAGUUAACCACUGCAGGGUUUGUGUUCAGGUUUGGGGUUGGCUUACAGUUGGGUUUUUAAGUUGUUUGGAUUAUGGUCAGGGUUUGUGGUUAGUGCGUUGGAGUUUGGCGGCGGGUUGGGUGAGGUUAAGGUCUGUGGUCGGGGUGAGGUUUUGGGUUGGGGUGAGUGUCAGGGAUUGACAGUUUGUGGUUGGUGUGAGGGUUUGAGGUUUGAUUAGGGUUUGCAGGUGUGUUAGGGUUUGGCGGUGGGGUUUGGGUUUGUGGUUGGGGUGAGUGUUUGGUCUGGUGUGGCAGAUGGUUGGAUUCCGUCAGGGUUUGUAGGUGUUAGCGUUUGGCAGUGGAGUUGGUCGAGGUUAGGGUUUGUGGUUGGGGUGAGGGUUUGAGGUUAUGGUUUGUAUCGGACUAGGUUAGUGAUUGUCGAUUAUUUUUCCGUCAUGUACCCCCGAUUUUGAAAUACUAUUGAGAAUCUGAUCAUAUAUUAUCUAUAUUAUCUGUACUGUACAAACUGCCCCACUAUUUGAGAAGCACUUGGUUAGUUUGGAUUCUGUAGGUCCGUUGGGGUUUGGCAGUGGGGUUUUGUUCGGUUACCUCACACUGAAUCUGUUGCGGCGCCAUUGCGGCCCCCCGAAGCAUUCCGCAAGAUUGAAAUCCCCGUUGCAUGUUCACACGAGCCAUCUCCGUCAAGAAUCUUUUUGGGGGGGACGCUGCAGACGCCGGAGCACUCUCUGGUCAAGUCAACGGGAUAUUGAUCAACAUUGUACACUCCAAGAACAAAAAGCAAUAUGAAGUGAUUAAACACUACUUAAUAAAAAUAAUGAAAAAAGAUACAGUAUUGUAAUAACUCAUUGGAGAAGUCAACACAGAUAUCAUCAACACCUCGGUUGUGCAGACAAAUAUGGUGAUUGUUUACAAGAACUUGUAUAGAAAGCUAGUUAUCGUGUGGACAUCUGCUCUCGCGAGUGCGGUUUCCGCAACCGGAGUGGACGCUCGCCGAUCAGGACCAGAUUGUGAGCCCAGUCUUACGGUUCGUGGUUGUGGUGAGGGCUAACUUUGGCUGGGGUUUAGUUAAGCCGGUUUUCAAGGGUUGGGUUAGCGUCUGGGCAUUAGGGUCAGGGCGAGGGUCAGGAUUUGGUUAGGAUUUGGGUUUGCUGGUGGAAAGAGUUCUGAAACUGAAUUAUUUUGAGGCACCCAUUUUAAAUACAAUGAAAAUAAAUUUAAAUAGAAUAAAACAUGUUAUGACCAUUCAAAUUAGAAACAGCUCUCAGUAAGAUAGAAUGCUUUUCUAAUUGAAUGCAAACUACAUCCACAGUAAUAAUAUUAUCAGUAUUAUUUAUUUUUAUCAAGCUACCGCUUCGGUCCAGUUGAUUUUUUAAGCUUGCUGCACUACUGUGACCUCUCCUUUAGUGCCCUCUCUACCUCUUUCUUUCCUCUUCUCCAAGCCUCCUUCCUCUUGUCUUUGUAUUCUCAGGGUAGACGUAGAUGACAAAAACAGCAAGUGUUGCACUGCCCCCUGCUGUUGGGAAAUGGAAUUGAUGCUCUCUUUUGAUCUGUUUUUUGUGUGUUUCAAGCCUUCCAAGAGGACAUGAUUGGGUGAGAAAGAGGGUGCAGAAGGGCUUACUCAGGUUGUGAAAUGUAGAGUGAUUGAUUUUUCGAACCAGCGCCAUUGAUGUGAGGAAGUGAUGAUGCUGAUGUUUGUGGUAACCACAGGAGGCUUUACAGCAAAAGCUGACAUUGUUGGUGAUGAAAUGUACAACCACACAGCAGGGUUUGCUCUCAAGCACUGACAAGACUUUUGGACAGUCCUGGAAUAAAACUACUUCCUGUCUGACUUUUA
Messenger RNA from Doryrhamphus excisus (bluestripe pipefish), 13183 nucleotides. The record is from RefSeq and is a predicted model, not a curated record. NCBI's taxonomy places the organism in Eukaryota, Metazoa, Chordata, Actinopteri, Syngnathiformes, Syngnathidae.